ACCUGAGACACCACAGCUAGGAAAAGCUCCUGUGAUGCUAUGGACAAAUUGCCAGUCUUCAGCGACUCCCACACCGGACAGAUGUCCAGGCUUUGCUGUAGGGACCCUUAUGCUGCAUUUCAGUUGUACCCAGAGCACCCAAACCAGUUUGCUGGCCCUGAAGAUUUGCCUCUGCUUCCAUUAACACCAGAACAGCUGACUGCUGAUAAUUUCUACAGCAAUCCUUGUGGUUUCCCGUUUCAAGUCCCUUGUGGGAAUUUUGGCAGAUGUGAGUACUCUUGCGGCCCAGCGUUCAUCCGAAAAAGAAAUGAAAGGGAAAGGCAGAGGGUUAAGUGUGUCAAUGAAGGAUAUGCCAAACUUAGAUAUCACCUACCUGCUGAAUACUUAGAGAAACGGCUCAGCAAAGUCGAAACACUCCGAGCUGCAAUUAAAUAUAUAAGAUAUCUCCAGUCUGUUCUGUACGAGGAUUCAGAGAAGAAUUGCAGGGAAGUUCAACACCUCUCUCAAGAGAGCUCUCAAAAUGAUCAAGUUUCAAGGACUUCAUAGUCUGCUACCCAGCAAAUACAGUUGUAUCUGAGAAGUCCACAGAUAUCCUGCCUGUAAGGAUCAAAGAUACUUGCAAUAUAGACCUGGCUUCACAAUAUCUUAAUAUCAGCAUUUGUGGUUAUG
Molecule: messenger RNA, 669 nt
Organism: Elgaria multicarinata webbii
Lineage: Eukaryota; Metazoa; Chordata; Lepidosauria; Squamata; Anguidae
Gene: ASCL3
Product: achaete-scute family bHLH transcription factor 3
Exons: 1
Coding region: 40-546 (168 amino acids)
Biological process (GO): developmental process; regulation of transcription by RNA polymerase II
Molecular function (GO): protein dimerization activity; RNA polymerase II transcription regulatory region sequence-specific DNA binding; DNA-binding transcription factor activity, RNA polymerase II-specific
Source: RefSeq, a predicted model, not a curated record